AUGACUAAUUCCAAGUCUGUAUAUGAACGAAAGUCUUUUAGCAAACAAGAAUGGAAGGAUUACGUGCUGGAGUCCUCUCUUCCCUUUGAUGCUAAUGGAGCCUCAACCGAUCGUCGCUCCAAUACCAUAAGCUUGAAUAACAGGCCAUGUGUAGAGCCUUCAAUUCCGCAUUUACUUCUCAACUACUUUAUUGUCAUGAGCUAUGAGGAAUCAAGUAUAAGGAUGGCUAAGGAGCUUGGCUACAUACGGAACAACAAGGAUGCAGCAGAAUUCAAUAAGAUAUAUAAGAUAAGGGAUAGAGCAUACAUUCGGGAGCUGAUCAAAAAGGGAAUGGUUCUCAAGGCCAUUGACGAGAUAAAUUCUAAGUUUGGCGUGGAAGUUUUAGAGAAUCUGACUACCGAUUCUAGCUCAAAGAAGAGAUCCAAUGAAGAGGAUUUACAUUUCAAGUUGCUGCUUUUGAAUCUCAUCGAAAUGAUAAGGAAACAUCAUCAAAGCUCCAAAACGGAGGAAAAUUCUAACAAGUUUAUCUUAGAAUUAAUAGAAUACUCUCAAGAUAAGCUCGCAUUGAAAGCAGGAUCGAACAAGAAAUAUAUGAAGGAACUAGAAUUAGUUAUGACAUUACUUCUUUUCCCCAUGGAGCCCUCUCAAGGAUCGCAUUCUAAGUCAAACAUCAACUUACCGAAGAGUCUAAAAAACUUGUAUUCCUUGUCACUAAGGUCGAAGAUCGCAGACCUCGUAAAUCGCAAAUUAUUGGAGUCGAUGCACCCUCAAAUCCUUUCAUCCAGCAACAACGGCUUGUUCCCAGAUUUGAUUGGUCUCAAAAAAUCUCAGAAAGAUUUAUACAAUUAUAACGGGCUUCUCAAAGCAAGCUCUAAAGAUACUAUCUCGGCUGAGUUCACGGCUACUAACUUGGGGGAACUAAAGGACGCUCCGGAAGGUCCUUUGGGGGCUAAGCGCUGGUCUAAUAACGAUUGGCGAAGUACCACUGCUCUUAUGAAGGAGCAGAAUGCGCAAAAUGAUGCAAAUACCAAUACGCUAGACAGCGGUACGGGUCUAAAAUAUGAGGCGAAAUUAAUUCAGGCAAUGAAGGUUUGGGCCUGGUGCGAGAAUCAGUUACAUAGUUCCGACAUUGGUGUCCCAAGAGUCGAAGGUGGUAUAUAG
Molecule: messenger RNA, 1161 nt
Organism: Lachancea fermentati
Lineage: Eukaryota; Fungi; Ascomycota; Saccharomycetes; Saccharomycetales; Saccharomycetaceae
Source: the annotation of a GenBank genome assembly